Messenger RNA from Hemiscyllium ocellatum (epaulette shark), 1263 nucleotides. RefSeq names its product potassium inwardly rectifying channel subfamily J member 6 (gene kcnj6). Lineage: Eukaryota; Metazoa; Chordata; Chondrichthyes; Orectolobiformes; Hemiscylliidae. Gene Ontology annotation, biological process: regulation of monoatomic ion transmembrane transport; potassium ion import across plasma membrane. Gene Ontology annotation, cellular component: plasma membrane. The record is from RefSeq and is a predicted model, not a curated record. Bases 1 to 1263 code for a protein of 420 amino acids. Gene Ontology annotation, molecular function: G-protein activated inward rectifier potassium channel activity. The transcript has 2 exons.
AUGGAGCAGGACGUAGAGAGCUCUGUGGCCGCUCAGCAGCCAAAGCUGCCGAAACAAGUGCGAGAGGAUGCCCCAAAACAAAUAGCCACAGACAAUCACCCCGUCAAAAGGAGUAUCCAGAGGUACGUGCGCAAGGAUGGAAAAUGUAACGUUCACCAUGGGAAUGUCAGGGAGCGGUACCGUUACCUAACUGAUAUCUUCACUACAUUAGUGGACUUAAAGUGGAGGCUGAACCUACUCAUUUUUGUCAUGGUCUAUACCACCACUUGGCUUUUCUUUGGAAUGAUCUGGUGGCUUAUUGCCUACAUACGAGGGGACCUGAACCACAUAGGGGACUCUACUUGGGUGCCCUGUGUUAACAAUCUCAAUGGCUUUGUCUCAGCAUUUCUCUUCUCGAUAGAGACUGAAACUACCAUUGGAUAUGGGUACAGAUUCAUCACAGACAAGUGUCCUGAAGGUAUCAUUUUGCUCCUGGUCCAAUCUGUCCUGGGAUCAAUAGUCAAUGCCUUCAUGGUUGGUUGCAUGUUUGUGAAAAUAUCGCAGCCCAAUAAGAGGGCUGAAACGCUGGUCUUCUCCACACAUGCUGUGAUCUCUGUACGUGAUGGGAAGUUGUGCCUAAUGUUCCGAGUUGGGGACCUGAGGAAUUCACACAUUGUGGAGGCUUCAAUUCGUGCCAAACUAAUCAAAUCCAGGCAAACCAAGGAAGGAGAGUUCAUCCCACUCAAUCAAACAGACAUAAACGUUGGCUACGACACAGGAGAUGACCGUCUCUUUUUAGUCUCACCACUAAUAAUCUGCCAUGAGAUCAAUCAGCAGAGUCCAUUCUGGGAAAUCUCCAAAGCCCAGAUGGCUAAGGAAGAGGUGGAGAUUGUAGUAAUCCUUGAAGGAAUGGUGGAGGCGACAGGUAUGACAUGCCAAGCACGGAGUUCAUAUGUUACCAGUGAAAUUCUGUGGGGUUACCGCUUCAUGCCUGUCCUAUCGUUGGAGGAAGGAUUUUAUGAGGUUGAUUACAACAACUUUCAUGAGACCUAUGAGAUAAAAACACCGGUCUGUAGCGCCAAAGAGUUGGCAGAGAUGAGCAGCAAAGCGGAACUGCCCCUCACCUGGUCAGUCUCCACCAAACUAAAUGAGGAGGAGGAGGAGGAAGAGGAGGAGGAGGAGGAGGAGGAGGAGGGGGAGGUGCAACCAGAGGACAAACACCAUGAGGAGCAAUCUGAGCAGAACGGCGAGGUUACAAACUUAGAAAAUGAAUCCAAAGUAUGA